AUGGAUCCAAACCAACUCAACUCUUUCUUCAAUUACUUACAAAACUUUUCUCAAAUUCCAAAUACCCAACAAUCUCAAACCUCAAACACUCAAGUUCCAAACCAAAACUUCACACUACCAAAUACAUUUCAAAAUCCAAAUCCACAAAAUCUUUCUAAUUUCAAUUUUCAAACUCCUUAUAACAAUCAGUUUCCUAUAUUCCAACCGCAAAAUCAAAAUUCACAAACACCCCAUUUUCCAUUUUCAUCCAUAUUUAACCCCUCUAUCGGAAAUGUUACUCCAACUUUCUUGCCGUUUCCAACUCAAUUCAGUGCAUCAAGACGUAACUCAUCUGGUGUUGGUGGCUCUUCUAACCCAUCAUCUCAAACUCCUAUACAAUCUAGUCCAAAUUCGCAAUAUUCUGAUUUUGCCAACCCUCGUGGAUUAGAUGCUAUCGACCUCAAUGAUGAUGAUAUUGAAGAUCGGAGGCAAAAUAGUAUUCAACACUGGCAUUGGAAAGAGGAUGAGAUGUUGAUCAGUGCGUGGUUAAAUGUUUCAACUGACCCUGGGGUAGUUGCAUGUAAGAAACGGUGGUAUAAAAUCAACAAGGCUGUUGCACAAUUUGCUGGUUGCUACGAUCAAGCUAGUCGAAACAUAAGGAGUGGUUCAAAUGCUGAUGACAUAAAGGAGUUGGCUUAUAAACUUUAUUCCACAAAUUAUGGUAAAAAAUUUACUUUUGAGAGGCAUUGGAACAUGCUUCGGUUGAAGCAAAAAUGGAGAAGCCAACUACCUACACAGAGUGGCGGGUCAAAGAGAACCAAGGUUAGUGCAACUGGAGCAUACUCAUCCUCAUCAAACCCAGAAACACCGUUGGCUGACGAACCCGUUGUGGACUCUCCCGUUCGCCCAUAA
Molecule: messenger RNA, 891 nt
Organism: Arachis stenosperma
Lineage: Eukaryota; Viridiplantae; Streptophyta; Magnoliopsida; Fabales; Fabaceae
Product: glutathione S-transferase T2-like
Exons: 2
Coding region: 1-891 (296 amino acids)
Source: RefSeq, a predicted model, not a curated record